GCUGCAAGACGGGGAGAACUAGUACGAAGUCACAGAGCUGACCGAGUCGAGAAGGCGCCGUCCGUCGCACGCCGUUUUCGAAACUGGAGCGAAACUAUUCUUUGGAACAUGCGGCAGCAGAGGUGUCGGUGGUAUACGUGUCCUCGCCAACAUGCACUUGGCCAUGAACAUCCACUCGUACUAAUACCUGACCAUCCGAUUUAG
Molecule: messenger RNA, 204 nt
Organism: Haemonchus placei
Lineage: Eukaryota; Metazoa; Nematoda; Chromadorea; Rhabditida; Trichostrongylidae
Source: the annotation of a GenBank genome assembly